Molecule: messenger RNA, 3226 nt
Organism: Epinephelus lanceolatus (giant grouper)
Lineage: Eukaryota; Metazoa; Chordata; Actinopteri; Perciformes; Serranidae
Gene: wdr75
Product: WD repeat domain 75
Biological process (GO): positive regulation of transcription by RNA polymerase I; positive regulation of rRNA processing; ribosome biogenesis
Cellular component (GO): nucleolus; small-subunit processome
Molecular function (GO): RNA binding; protein binding
Source: RefSeq, a predicted model, not a curated record
AUGGUAGAACAUGGGGAUAUCCGCGUGGUUCACCGAGGUGGCAGUAAAAUAAACUUUCGGGAGCCUGUCAUAACCAAUGAUUCAAGGUUCCUACUGUGCGCCUCAGGAGAGUGUGUCAAGGUGUUCAGCACAUCCACAGAGGAGUGUGUUCACGACCUACGGGGACACACCGACCUGGUGACAGGUGUGCUGCUCAAACCCUCCAACCAUCUGCAGGUUUACUCUUGCUCAGCAGAUGGCACUGUCAGACUUUGGGACUUCACAGAUGGCAUCCUUAUUAAGACUUACGUCAUUGGAUACCCGGUAUACUCCAUCCAUGCAUCUGCAAACCAUGAAGGAGUCAUCUUUAUCGUUACUCCCAUGCUAAGUGACAAAAGAUCUGAGUUGUUCCAGCUGGUUGCAGUACGUCUUCCACAGAGUGGAGAUCAGCUGGUGGAGGCCCGAGAGCUUUCUGCUGUGCUCAGUGAUGUCAGCUCCAAUCCAGCAGCCACUGCCUUCGGCAGAGGGGGGGAAUAUAUUGCCUCAGCUAAAGGUUUGCAACUGGAGGUGUACUUCUUCAAGAAGCAGAAGUCAUACAGGUUUUCCCUCAAAGAAGACAACAAGAAGGGAGGCAAGAACACAUUCACGUGUGUCGCCUGUCACCCAAAAGAUGACUGCAUUGCUACUGGGCAUGAAGACGGCAAGAUUCGCCUGUGGAGAAACUUCAACCACAAGAAGGAGUACACAUACUCGACCCUGCAUUGGCACCACAGUGCUGUUAGCUCACUGUGCUUUACCCCAGAAGGCACUAACCUGUUGAGUGGAGGCAUGGAGUCGGUGCUUGUCCAGUGGCGAUACAACCAAGAGAGCCAGCGGGACUUCCUGCCCCGCCUGGGUUCUGCCAUCACACACAUCGCUGUCUCACCUGAUGGAGCACUGUUCUGUACUUCACACAGUGACAACAAGAUCACAAUAAUCCAGAGCUGUGUUAAAGUGUCAGCUGUCAUUCAGGGCCUGGUCAAAGGAGAAAGUGUCAGGACAGACCUAAUGAUGGACCCACGCAGCAAGUCCUUGGUGCUGAAUGGGAGACCCGGCCACCUGCAGUUUUACUCCCUCCAAAGAGACAAACUGCUGUACAAUCUGGAUAUAGUGCAGCAGGAGUACAUUCAUGAGUCGGGCCUGGAGCAGUUUGAGGUGGUCAAAAUGGCCUUUGAUGCCUCUGGCAACUGGCUGGCAACAGUCGAAGAAAGAAAACAGAAGGUCACUGAGCUGGAGCUGAACUUGAAACUGUGGGCAUUUGAUGAACAAACACAGAGUUUUGUGCUGAACACAACUAUCUCGGCCCCCCAUGAGGCGCGGAUUACAGCCAUGUGCUUUUGCCACGCCAUCGACAGCCAGACCACCAUGCUGGUCUCCACCAGCAAGGACGGACACUUCAAAGCCUGGCAGCUGGCUGCACCAGCCCACACAGAGGUAGAUGAAGGUCCUUCCUGGUCCUGUGAUUUCGUCGGAGCCUAUCACUGCCUGGCGCCUGAGUGCUGCUGUUUCUCAGCCGAUGGCUCCCUGCUGGCCGUCAGCUUUCAGGAGGUAGUGACUGUGUGGAGCCCAGCUUCCUGGGAGCUCCUGACAACUCUGUCACAGCCGCCAAAAGCCAUCAGGAAUCUUUGUUUUGGGCGACUAAGCUGUUCCAAGUAUCUCCUGGGUACUACCGCCAACAACUUGCUCUGCUGCUGGAACCUCCUCACCUGCUCAUUGGAGUGGAGCACCUCAAUGGACAUCAGCCUGCUGUUGGCUGACCCCCUCACUGAGAACAUGGCUGCCUUCUGCUGUCAGGCUGGAUGCACCGACUUGUUCGUGUUUAAGCCCAGUGAGCCUCGGCCACUGUUUUCCCACAAGGCCGUGUGCUCGGAGAAGGUGACUCACGCUGUUUUUGCCCCGAGGGAGGAGAUGCUGGAGAGCUGUGAAGAGAGCAGCCAAUGGCUCAACCGCUCCCAACUCUACUUCCUCACUCAGCACAUGGAUCUCAUGACAUUCACCACUAAGGCGGAGGAGGACAGACUGAUGGCAUCCAGCAAACAGCUUGUAAUCGAUGACAGUGUUGCCAUGACACCGUUCCACCUGUUGCUGGGGAAACACAGGCAACAGGAGAGUGAAGACAUGCUGAGCAGUCUGUCUGCUGAGAGAACACCUCUGCCACAGGGCUCUGCUGCUAUCAGAGAGCUUCUGCAGACCCCGGCUCAUGUCUUGCCCUCAACCUCUUUCCUCUGUUCAAUGUUUGUACAGUCUCUGCUCAUCUCCGUUACAGACACCAGGGAGAAAAAUAAACAUGCAGAGGAGGAAAUGGAGAGCGAGAAAGAGGAAGAGGAUUCAGAUGGCGAAAUGGAAUCCAGCGUUCAAGGACCAGAGCAGGCGUCUCUGGGAGGCCUGGCGACAGCCCCCGCUCUAACAAAAGCACAGGUUAGAGAACUGAGGAGGGUGAAGAAACUUGACCACAGCUGGCUUUCGGGCCUCCUGAACUCUUGAACAUGGCUCUUUACAGAGACACUCGCACAGAUACAGUGCCUAUAGAAAGUUUUUAACACAACAGUGUUUGUUGUUUUGUUUUAUGCCAUUAAGUCAGAAUGGAUUUCCUCUGGAAGAAAAAAAAACAAUGUCAAAGUGUGAAUAAAUCUCUAAGCAGUUACAAAACAGAAAUAUUUGAUUGCAUAAGUAUUCACUCUUUUUGCAGCAGUUACAGCCUUGAGUCAAUGUGGUUUGUAUCAGUUUCAACAUUUGAACAAAAAAAAUCUCCCCUAUUCCUCUUUCAAACUGCUGAAGCUCUGUUUGACUGGGAUAAUAUGUGAACUGCAGUUUAUAAGUCUUACCCCAAACUCUGGACUGCACUGAGAUCUGGAUUCUGAAUUGACACACCAGAAUAUUAACAUUAGUGUGUAGUCCCAUUGUGUAGUUUUGACUUAAUGUUUGUUGUUGUCUUGUCUGAAAAUAAAUCCUUUCCUAAGUCACAGUUCUCUUGCAGACUGCAGCAAGUUUUCCUCAAGGGUUUUUGUGUUUCACUGCAGUUCUGGGGCUGCUUACACUAAGUCUGCAACAUGCAAGCUUUCCCCAUUAUCUUCUUUUGACACUUUUUGGACUAUCACUUUAUUUGUGAUCCAUACAUAAGCAUGCAAGAGCUCCAUAUUUAUUAGCAAUUUGGAAUCUUUAGUGCUUGCAAAUAAAGUUUGUAAAAUGACUCCCUGUUACUCACUAA